GAAGAACGUGGAGCCCGACCGUCCAGCACCACCACACAAGGACGCUGACAACGCAUCCUGGGAAAGGGGGACGCACAGGAGCUGUGGGUUUCAGUGCCUGCCUGUUUUCCAUGAGCACAGAACUGAAGAAGAGGGUGAGGCUGGAAGCAGUGCCCUCUUCCUCCAAAGCGGGACCCCUAGCUGAGCCGUGUACGACCCCUGAACCCCAAACCUCGAACACCAAACCUCGGCAGGGAGCUGGAGCAGGGCCUUUGCACAGGCCGGCGCUGCUGGGAUGAGCUCCCGCAACAUGUCCUGGGUCCGGUACCCGAGCCGCGUCUCCACGGCGCUGGAAGACGUCAUCGCCUCCCAGGACAUCAUCUCCAGGUGUGUGCAGGUCUACAUGGCUCUGCUCGUCCCAGUGAGCUUGGUGACCGGGCUGUUCAACUUGACCACCUUCAUCCGGGGCCGCGCCAGGCUGGGGCACCUGGAUGCAUUCCUCUCAGACCUCACUGUCACCAAUGUGCUGGUGACGCUGCUCUCACUCACCGCCGCCAGCCGGCCAGACUACCUGGACACAACCCACCUGGGCUGUGCUAUCCUCUCCUUUCUGUCCAACGUCUGCUACUUCAAUGCCCAGUACGUGCAGCUGGCCAUGCUCUUUGUGUUCCUGCUGCAGGGUCCCUCGUUCUGUCUGUGCAUGGCCACCAAGGGGGCCCCCGGACUUGUGCUGGGCCUGGUCGCCCUUGGGGGCUGUGCCCUCUGCAGCUCCCUGGGAGUGGUGGCCCUGCUGGGCACGUCCGGAGAGCUGCACAGACCCACUCUGUGCCAGCUGGACCCGCUGACUGCCUGGCCUGAGUAUGAAAUCGUCAAGGUCUGCCUGGGCUGCGGACUUGCGCUCAUCCUGGAGCUGGCAUUCCUCACCCUGCUGGCCGUCCAGCGGGCCCGGCCGGCAGCUCCACCCCAGAGGGACGCAGGCUCUGCUCACCCAGCAGUGGUGGCCGUUGCCCUGACCACAUUCGCCUGCCGACUCCCCUACAACAUCACACUCCUGCAGCGGGCCCGGCUGAAGCUGCUGGGGGACAUCGGCUCGCCCAGGGAUGAGCUCCGUCUGAGCCUCGCAGAGCUGGUCCUGUUUGGGGAGAGCUGCGUGAACUCCUUGGUGACCCUCUUCCUCCACAAGCCGUGCAGGCUGGCACUGCUGGCCCUUCCAGGGCGUCUCUCCCGAAGGUGCAGGAGAGGAGGGAGGCCAGCGGCAGCUUCUCCUUCCAGCGAGUAGGGAGCGAGGUCUGAGCCCUGCCCACCAGAAAUGGGCAGGACUGGCAGGUGAGGGUCCUUCCUGGCAGUUGGGGAACACUACGAGUUUGCUGAAACUCAGUGUGCCGGUGUGGGGGACAGGACUGGAAGACAUGUGUUACAUACCAGCUUUCUGGCACUCGACUCAACUUACACACGAGGCCUUGGCCCAAACCAACACACUAAAGGAUGCCCACAAGUGACGGGCGGGUGGACAUGGGAGAAGCCACCACUCCCAGGUGGAGCAGGCGGGAAUGCGCGGCACAUGAGGAGGCUCCGGCUUGGUCUGCCCGCUGGCUGGCAUCUCUCUCUAGCUCUACCCCAACCAAACAACCAAGAAGGAACCAGGAGAGAAAGGCAUGAUUCAAGUAACUUUAAGAUCCGGUCCUAAGUGGUCGUAGUUGCUUAGUCUUCAGCUACCAUGUGAAUCUUGCCAAGAACGAACAAGUUUAUCAUCCUCACUGAGGUCCGAGAGCCACGCACAGCCUUACGCACACUACCAGGAUGGCAGGCACGAGCCCUGCGACAGCCCACCCUGCUCCUGUGACCUGGCGGGCCGCGUGCCCAUCGCCAGGCGCUCCGGGGAGGGCAGUGAAAAGCUGUUCCCAAAGCGCCAUCUGUUCUAUUUGACAUGAUUUGCAGAAAAGCUAGGAACACAUGAAACAUAACGGUACAAGGUACAGUAAUUGAUCUUACUCCAGAAUGUACACGCAUCAUUCUACCUGGAUUUAUUUUAAGAUUUUCUUGGUUGAAUAGAGAAGAGACAUGCCAAGGAAAGGGCUCUCUAGGAUUUGUGGAACCUAUCCUAUUGAUUGAAUUUUCAAUUUUUUUUUUUUACUACGACCACUUUUCAAGAGCAUUUUUAGGUUCGCCAUAAAAUUAAGAGGAAUGUAGCGAUUUCCCAUCCCCCACUACACACACAGCCUCCCCAUUAUUACCAACAUCCCCACCAGAUGGUGCAUUUGUUACAUUCGAUGAACCUGCACUGUCACGUCACUGUCACCCAGAGUCUGCAGCUUACAUUCGGGUCACUCUUGCUGUACUUCGAUGGGUUCAGACAAAUGUAUGAUGACAUGUCCCCACCAUUAUAUCAUACAGACUACCUACAGCCCUAAAACCUCUGCGCUCCAUCUUCUCCCCUGGCCCCAACCCACAAGCCCUGAUCUGGUCCUGUCCCGAUGGUUUGGUCUUUCCCAGAACAUCACACAGCUGGGCUAACACAGUGUGUAGCUUUUCACAUUGGCUUCUUCCACUUAGUAACAUGUGUUGACGCUUCCUCUGUGUCUUUUCAUGGCUGAUGGCUCAUUUCUUUUUAGCUGAAUAAUACUCCGUUGUCUGGAUGAUCUAUUUUAAUGAAUACUUUAAUGUUAAUCUGAAAACUAAAGAACAAAAAAUGCCUUUGUGAGUUUAUCGUUUCCAUGUUUAUAUGUUUAUAUUCUUUUUUGGAAGAAUAACGAUUUGGAUCUUAUACAUUUAAAUAGCUUCUCUAAUAUACCAUUAAAAUAUUAAAUGCUGUCAAAAAAACU
Molecule: messenger RNA, 2801 nt
Organism: Hipposideros armiger (great roundleaf bat)
Lineage: Eukaryota; Metazoa; Chordata; Mammalia; Chiroptera; Hipposideridae
Gene: GPER1
Product: G protein-coupled estrogen receptor 1
Exons: 3
Coding region: 275-1258 (327 amino acids)
Biological process (GO): cellular response to estradiol stimulus; G protein-coupled receptor signaling pathway; nuclear receptor-mediated steroid hormone signaling pathway
Cellular component (GO): Golgi apparatus; membrane
Molecular function (GO): nuclear estrogen receptor activity; G protein-coupled receptor activity
Source: RefSeq, a predicted model, not a curated record